CUUCUCCUUCGUUGCUUGCUGAUGUGUCGCUCUGCUUCGAGGUAGAGAGAGAAUGGCGGGGGCAACUUCAUCAAGUUUGAUAUGGUCGCCAUGGCAAGCGACUCUUCACCAUUAUAAUAAUAGGUUUCAUCAUGUCAAAGGUUAUCCGUUUCCAUGUCACGCUUUCCAUCCUAUUUGCAAUUCUUUUAAUUUCAAAAGACGUUUUUCUUCAUCCAUAUUGAACGACGACCAUGUCAUUACGGAUUCUUCAUCCUCCUCCAAAAAGCAAGGCCGUUUAUCAAUGUCUGGGUGUGGUUGCUCUUGGAUUCAGGACAAUUCAAUGGUUCAUCCUUCGGCUACGAAGAAAUGCUCGGCUUUGCCAACAAAAACAGUGGAUGUCUCUUCAGUUUCAGACCUUUUUGAAUUCAUAUGCUCGGGUCCCCUCGUAGACAAGAUCGGUAUUACUCCUGAAAAUGUUGGUCAGUCCAUUGACAAAUGGUUACUCUAUGGCUCUCAGCUCUGCAGACUCUUUCAGCUGAAUGAGCUUAAGCUCACCAUUCCUCAGAAAGCUAGGCUUUACCAUUACUAUAUACCCGUCUUUGUUUGGUGCGAAGAUCAGAUUGCCUUGCAUAAUUCCAAGUUUAAAGAUGGAGAUGAUGUGCCUCCACUAGUGAUUGGAUUUAGCGCACCUCAAGGAUGUGGCAAGACUACACUUGUGUUUGCACUUGAUUAUCUUUUCAAAACUACAAAAAAGAAGUCGGCGACAAUAUCUAUAGACGAUUUUUACUUGACUGCACAAGGCCAGGCUCAGUUGAGAGAAGAUAAUCCAGGAAAUGCACUUCUAGAGUAUCGUGGGAAUGCAGGAAGCCAUGAUCUUCCAUUCUCUGUCGAAACAAUAGAAGCCCUGUCUCAACUGACCAAGGACGACAUGAAGAUGAAAGUUCCUCGGUACGAUAAGUCUGCUUAUAGCGGGAGGGGUGACAGAGCCGAUGCAGAAACAUGGCCUGAAGUUGAAGGACCUCUAAAGGUUAUUCUCUUUGAGGGAUGGAUGCUUGGUUUCAAACCUCUUCCUUCUGAAGUCGUUAAAUCAGUUGAUCCACAGCUGGAGACAGUGAAUAAGAACCUUGAAGCGUAUUAUGACGCAUGGGACAAGUACAUCAAUGCUUGGGUCAUCAUCAAAAUCAAGGAUCCAAGUUAUGUAUACCGGUGGCGUCUUCAGGCGGAAAUCGCCAUGAGGCAGGCUGGCAAAGCCGGGAUGUCAGAUGAUGAGGUGAAUGACUUUGUGUCACGGUAUUUGCCGGCAUAUAAAGCCUAUCUUCCGACCCUUUACGCUGAAGGACCUACCGGCUCUGACCCUGACCGUGUCCUUGCCAUAGAUAUCGAUGAAGAAAGGAACCCCAUACUCGCUACCUAAUGACAGACACAUGUUCUUCUCUUUGUAUGUAAAAGAGAUUAACACUCUACAUCACACUUUGACAUGCAAUUCGUUACAAUGUUGCGCGCGCACACACAUAUAUAUAUAUGUACGUGGUUAUAGUGGUUA
Brassica oleracea var. oleracea is the source of this 1522-nucleotide messenger RNA. RefSeq names its product D-glycerate 3-kinase, chloroplastic-like. The record is from RefSeq and is a predicted model, not a curated record. Gene Ontology annotation, biological process: photorespiration. The coding region runs from base 53 to 1393 and encodes 446 amino acids. NCBI's taxonomy places the organism in Eukaryota, Viridiplantae, Streptophyta, Magnoliopsida, Brassicales, Brassicaceae. The transcript is spliced from 12 exons. Gene Ontology annotation, cellular component: cytoplasm.